AUGAAUCCUCUCCACCCCCUUUCUCCCUCCUCUGCCACCUCCACGUCCACCACCACAUUUGGCGUCACCUACACUGCACCAUCGCCGCCCUCCCCUUCCUCUACACCCUCUCCCCCUGCGGAUGGCAUCCUCUCCGCUCUAUCCUCCCUCAACAUCCGCUCUCUCCGCCUCCCCAACCCCGACCCUAGCUUAAUCCGUUCUUUCGCUUUCACCAACACCUCUCUUUUCCUCUCCAUUCCUAACUCUCUCCUCCCUCCUCUCGCUGCCAACCGCUCCAUCGCUGCUCGCUGGCUCUACGGUCACGUCCUCCCUUUCUACCCUCGCUCAAAGAUUUCUCUCAUUUCAGUUGGAGACGAUGCAGUCUCGCAAUUUUCUCCCUUUUUACUUCCCGCAAUCAGGAACGUGCACCUGGCACUCCGUGACCUCGGGAUUAAAAAAAUCUCAGUCUCCACUACUUUCUCUUUCGUAAACGUGAUUACGACGCCGUUUCCACCUUCUUCUGGUACUUUCCAAGAACCGCUUGGGGAAUUAUUGAUAAAGCCAUUGCUUCAGUUCUUGGAAGAUACAAAUUCAUCUUUCUUGGUGAAUCUUUAUCCGUACAAUUUGUAUAGGAUAAACUCUGAGAUUCCAUUAGGGUUUGCUUUAUUUCAAGAGCAUCCAUUCAAUUUUAGAGAUGAUUUGAUUACUGGGGUAAGGUACUGGAACCUUUUUGAUAUGAUGGUGGAUGCGGUUGUAAGUGCACUUGCGGUGGCCGGACAUGAGAACCUUCCGGUGAUAGUGGCAGAGACUGGUUGGCCGAGUACUGGUGGAGAUCCAACUGAGGUUGAUGCGAAAUUAGAGUAUGCCGAGAUGUAUAUUAAGGGUUUGGUUUCGCAUUUAAGGUCUGGGGUGGGCACGCCGUUAAGGAAAGAAGGGGUUUCCCAGGCUUAUAUUUUUGAGUUGGUCGAUAAGGAUAAUGUGAAACAAGGGACUAGAAAUUGGGGGAUCUUGUAUGCCAAUAUGACUAAGAAGUAUCAUGUUGAGUUCUCUGGUUGUGGUGAGAUUGGUGUGGGAAGGGUGCUUUGGAUGCGUGUUUGCUUGACUGGUCUUAGAGAAAAACAUCUUUUGGAUGCUGUUGGAUCAAGCAGUGUUCUAACAGUUCAGAGGAGCGCCAGGAGCUUUCAGUCGAUGCAAGGCAGAUUAAAUCGUAGCAUUGGGAAACGUAUUAAGUUUCCUGAUGGGAUGGAGCAAGGGGAACAAGGCAGUGAUCUUUACUAG
Messenger RNA from Dovyalis caffra, 1257 nucleotides. Lineage: Eukaryota; Viridiplantae; Streptophyta; Magnoliopsida; Malpighiales; Salicaceae. The record is from the annotation of a GenBank genome assembly.